GCAACCAUAACUUCAGUCUGUUGAAUGAGUGCUUACGAGGUGGUGCUCCCUGCAGGCCUGUGAAACGAAAAACGAGAGCGGCGGCUACCUGUUGCACUGACGACCUGUGCCAACUGCAUAACCCUCGUACCCUUUUCUCUCUCUCUCUCGCGUCGCGCCCCCCUCAGUGCCAGCCAUGUCAGACAUCCCGGACAACGCCCCCGCCCCCCGCCUCUGCAUCAUCACCAAAUGGCCUGACUUCGAGGGCUACGGCUUCAACCUGCACGCCGAGAAGUCCAAGCCCGGCCAGUACAUCGGCAAGGUGGACGCCGCGUCGCCCGCCGAGCUGGCCGGCCUGCUCGAGGGCGACCGCAUCGUCGAGGUCAACGGCGUCAACAUCGCCAACGAGAACCACAAGCAGGUGGUCCAGCGCAUCAAGGCCGUGAGCAACGAGACCCGCCUGCUGGUGCUGGACGCCGAGGCCGACAAGUACUACAAGGCCAAGAACAUCGUGGUCCGCGGCGGCCAGAGCAACGUGGUCACCAAGUCGUCGGUUCGAGCCCCGCCCUCGCCCGCGACCCCCGAGCCGCCCGCGACCAACGGCCACCACCAGGACGACGCCGACGCCCGCUCCGUCAGCUCGGCCGCGUCGUCGUCGGCCGCCAGCGAGGCCUCCACGCAGCCGCAGAGUCCCAUGAGCACCUCGCCGACGCCGCCGCCCUCGCUGGACAACACCUCCUCCAACACCGCCAAGAGCACCCCCACGCCCACACGGACCCCACGCCCACGCCACCAAAGCCACCACCACCACCACCUCCUCCUCUUCCUCUUCUCCAGCCAGCACCCCCGCCCCCACGCCUGCUCCGUCAGUGGCCUCCAACAAUGCCUACAACUCGAGCGGCCUGAACCUGAACAUGUCCGCGGCCGAGAUGCGGGCGAUGCUGGCCCGCAAGAAGAAGGCCGACCCUCGCAAGGACACCUUAGACCUGCGGAAAAAAUACGAGAUCAUCCAGAACAUGUAGGAGACACGUCGCCGCCGGCCCUCCUCCUCCAGGGCGCCUGAUUCCGUCCCUUUCUUUCGUUCUUUCUGCCUCCUCCUUUCGUAACGAAGAGGAGAAAAGAGGAAGGAUCAAGAGAGAAUAGGAUGAAAGGAGGAGUGUUAUUUGGGUUUUCCCCCGCCCGUUUAUUUCCCAUUUUUUAUGGAAAUGUUAAGACAAUCUGUUUAGCGAAAACGGGAUGUCGGAAGGUAGCGGACUCCCCCCCCCCCCCACCCCUUCCUAAGUUUUUUCUUUCCUUUUUUUCAUUGAUUUACAUUUUAAUUCCCUCCCCCUCUUUCUUCCACCCUUUUUUCCCUUCUUUUUUUUCUCUCCCCCAACAUACUUUGGUUGUUACAAGAUCGACAUGGGAUUUAUGUAAAUAAGAAAAAAAUAAAGUAUUCCAUUCCGUCUUGUAAGUAGAUAGAAAACACGGAGCUUUCCACCCGAGCCGAGCGCCGCCUCACCCGGGUCCUUGGCAGUCCUUCUCAAUCCCUGUCUUGUUAUUUUUGUCUACGCAAUCACCCGACCGUGAAGCCACAACGCACGCUGGAGGUAAACUUUUUGAAAAGAGAGAUUAGAUUUUGCUGAGGAAAGAGAGAGAGAUUCGUCAUGGAGAUACACCCUGUUUGUUUUUAUUCCGUUUUCUAUGAAAUGGAUUUCAGGGGUAACUUGCAUAUAAAAGGACUGCAUUUCCAUUGAUUGUUUUUUAAAUCUCUUGUGUGAUGGUGGUGUUGGGUGAUUUAGUGUCAUCACUCGCAAAUGAGGGUCAUGGCGACCGGCGAGUGAUGACAGCGGACAAAAAAAGGUUUACAGAAAAUAGAUAUUUAGUAGUUUCAUGAUGGCGACGAUAACCAUUGCUGAGAAAGGUUUAAAAAAAAUUAGAAAUGGCAAUAUUCCGAUUUGCUCCACAACUGCCUUUGCCUUUGUCAGCGGGGAGUUGUCCGAACCCCAUGGAUAAUUUCUAUUAUGUAUAUUUGUAAGUGAAUCAUGUAGUUAAGAGUUGUUAUAAAUGAGUGCUUAUGUGAUGAGAUAAAGGGGUGUUAAUUGUGCAGUCACAGGAUCCUCCGGAGAGACGCCAUCUUGGACAGCCUUCUGGGCCCUCGGCGUCCAAGGAGGGAGCCCGAAGGAGGCGUCCCGGGACUCCUGCGUGGGAGGACGUGCAUUGAUUUUUUAUUUUCCUUUUUCCGAUGAGGUCACUGAGGAAAUGGAAGAAAAAAAAGAUACGAAAAAGAAAACUAUAUCUAUAUACGAAAGCCUCGUGUUUCAUGGCGUGGUUUUUUAUAAUCAAUGUCAGGAGAUUUUGUGUCUUUGUGCAUCAAAUUCCGUACGUCUGUUGUGCCUGGUGAUUGGCAAGGGACCAAUG
Penaeus vannamei (Pacific white shrimp) is the source of this 2379-nucleotide messenger RNA. The record is from RefSeq and is a predicted model, not a curated record. Lineage: Eukaryota; Metazoa; Arthropoda; Malacostraca; Decapoda; Penaeidae.